AUGGCUCACAGCCCAACCAACUCUGAAAUUGGGCUGGAAAAUAAUAGAAGAUCCCUUCCGCCCGCAUACGAAAGCCCAGCGGGGUCUAGAGACUGGAGCUUUUAUCCCCGGAAUGGCAUGCAUUGCCACUUCCAAAAAUCACCAAAGUCGAAAAUUCGAAUGUUUAAUAAGGCGAACGAAGCGAAAGCCAAAAGCUGGCUAUUUCGCGGGAAGGGAAAAAGAAGCAAUCUGUCAGACGUGGAAUUGAAGACGUGGAAAAGUGCUUUUCAGUCAGGAGAAAGUGCUUGUGAAAGCAGGACACUGAUAUAUCAGAAGUAUGGGGAUAUCUGCGACGUGGUUGGUUGGGGCUCUUCGGCGACCAUACUUCUAUCACGCAAGCCCCAAGAGUGGCAUCCCCAUAUCCAUUCAUUUUACGCUAUUAAAGUGUUUCGGCGUCUACCAGGGGUGAGCGAAACAGCCUAUCGAAGGCCGAUCGAUGCCGAGUUUUCAAUUUCUUCUCCAUUGAGACACCGAAAUAUUAUUCGAACCUUCGAACUCAUAGAGAUUGACAGUGGUGUCUUUGGUGAGAUCCUGGAAUAUUGUUCCAGUGGUGAUCUCCAUACCUUGGUGGCUGCAAGAGGUCAGUUAGAAAAUGAAGAGGCCGAUUGCUUCUUGAAACAGCUCAUGCGCGGCAUCAAUUAUAUCCAUGAAAUGGGCAUAGCUCAUCGUGAUUUGAAGCCGGAGAAUCUUCUUCUCACUUCAAAUGGUUGCCUCAAGAUAUCGGAUUUUGGCACCGCAGAAUGCUUUCGUCUCGCUUGGGAGAGUGACGUUCACAUGACAACCACACGACGCGGAUCGCGACCCUACGUUUCGCCCGAGCAGUAUCUCAGCCAGUAUUUUGAUCCGAGACUAGCCGACAUAUGGGCCACGGCUGUGACCUACAUUGCAAUGAGAACGGGGAGGAUCCUGUGGAUGGUAGCCACCACCGAAGACGAGAAUUUUAGAGACUACAUCGCAGACCGUCAAAUUGGAAGGGGUUAUUUUCUCAUCGAAGACACGUGCUCUGUAGCGAGCCGCUGCGUCAUCUAUUCGAUGCUAAAUGCUGACUAUACUGGCCGGCCCCUCUCAAAUGAGGUUCUACAUUCCCAAUGGCUACAAGAGAUUGAAGUAUGCACAGAUGCAGAAAAUGGACAAGUCUAA
Penicillium argentinense is the source of this 1179-nucleotide messenger RNA. RefSeq names its product serine/threonine-protein kinase HAL4/sat4. The transcript has 2 exons. NCBI's taxonomy places the organism in Eukaryota, Fungi, Ascomycota, Eurotiomycetes, Eurotiales, Aspergillaceae. Gene Ontology annotation, biological process: protein phosphorylation; intracellular monoatomic cation homeostasis; intracellular signal transduction. Gene Ontology annotation, molecular function: ATP binding; protein serine/threonine kinase activity. Bases 1 to 1179 code for a protein of 392 amino acids. The record is from RefSeq and is a predicted model, not a curated record.